This is a messenger RNA of Pelecanus crispus (Dalmatian pelican), 681 nucleotides long. NCBI's taxonomy places the organism in Eukaryota, Metazoa, Chordata, Aves, Pelecaniformes, Pelecanidae. The record is from RefSeq and is a predicted model, not a curated record.
GCCAGCUAUGGGGUGGAAGAUCCUGAGUAUGCAGUGACCCAGCUGGCCCAGACCACCAUGAGAUCUGAACUUGGCAAACUCUCCCUCGACAGAGUCUUCCGGGAGCGGGAGUCCCUCAAUGCCAGCAUUGUGGAUGCCAUCAACCAGGCUUCAGACUGCUGGGGCAUCCGGUGCCUGCGCUACGAGAUCAAGGACAUCCACGUACCCCCACGCGUGAAGGAGUCCAUGCAGAUGCAGGUGGAGGCAGAGCGACGGAAGCGGGCGACGGUGCUGGAGUCGGAGGGGACGCGGGAAUCGGCUAUCAAUGUGGCUGAGGGGCAGAAGCAGGCCCAGAUCCUGGCGUCGGAAGCUGAGAAGGCCGAACGAAUCAACAAGGCUGCUGGAGAAGCCAAUGCCAUGCUGGUCAAGGCCAGGGCCAAGGCGGAGGCGAUUCAGCUCCUGGCAGCUGCUCUGGCGCAGCAGCACGGCAGCGCCGCUGCCUCUUCUCUCUCUGUGGCAGAGCAGUACGUGAGCGCCUUCUCCAAGCUUGCCAAAGACUCCAACACCCUCCUGCUGCCCGCCAACACCGGCGAUGUCACCAACAUGGUCGCACAGGCCCUGGGCAUCUAUGCCACGCUAACCAAGCCCCAGGCUAUGAAGACGCAGGAGGAGAUGCCCCCGGCCCGCGAGGACCCCCGGCCU